Erythranthe guttata (spotted monkey flower) is the source of this 1486-nucleotide messenger RNA. RefSeq names its product putative glycosyltransferase At5g20260. Gene Ontology annotation, molecular function: glycosyltransferase activity. The record is from RefSeq and is a predicted model, not a curated record. NCBI's taxonomy places the organism in Eukaryota, Viridiplantae, Streptophyta, Magnoliopsida, Lamiales, Phrymaceae.
AUAUUCAGUUCAUCCAGCUUUUUUUUUCUUAAUUCUCUCUUCUUAAUUGCUUCCAGUUAUCAUCAUCGAUAAAACUUAAACAGCAACAAUGGCGGCGGCGCUCACAGUUUACCCAACGGUGAGAGCGUAUUUCGCCUGCUCGAUAACGCUGUCGUUGAUGAUGAUAAUCAUCUACAAUUUCAUGACCUAUUACUCCAAUAAACCUACUUAUACGAUCAGCGACGACUACACGGCGGUGGCGGAGCAGAUCUCCGGCGAUGUGUAUCACUGGGCGGAGGGUUUCAGGAUGGAUUACGCCCAAAUGGAGAGGAAAUUGAAGAUCUACGCUUACCCCGCACCAGCAGAUCAACGCUACUCGAAUUAUCAGACGAUUACUGGAAAGUACGCGAGUGAAGGAUAUUUCUUCAAAAAUAUCAGGGAGAGCUCCUUCCUCACAGAUGAUCCUGAACUUGCGCACCUCUUCUUCAUCCCCAUUUCUGCCCACAAAUUGCACCAGAAGGUUUCAUCAUAUGAUGAAAUGGCAGCAAUUAUAGGGGAAUAUAUCCAGAGAUUGAUAAUCAAGUACCCUUACUGGAACAGAAGUUUAGGCGCCGAUCACUUUUUCCUGACUUGCCACGAAAUCGACACUCGAGCGACAGAGCGGGCCCCACUUCUCGCCGUAAAAAACUUGAUUCGCGUUGUGUGUUCGCCUACUUAUAAUUCCAGUUUCGUCCCACACAAAGAUGUUUCACUUCCCUUGAUAAAUAUGCCAUUCUCAAAGCCUCCACCAUCUACAGCAAAUGACCUCCAAAACAGGACAAUACUUGGUUACUGGGCUGGUGUGUGCAAUACUGAGAUAAGAGAGAGAAUGGUGAAACUGUGGAGUAAAGAUUUAGAACUGGAAAUCCAGAAUGAAACAGCUUAUAAUCAUGCCAGAAUGACAAAAUUCUACACUUCUAAAUUCUGCAUCUGCCCUGCUGGUUCAAGAAUCACUAGCAAUAGAAUCAUAAUGGCCAUUCGUUAUGGAUGUGUGCCCGUAAUCAUGUCGGAUUACUACGAGUUGCCAUUCAAGGACGUUCUUGAUUGGCGAAAAUUCUCUGUUAUUUUGAGAGAGCGCGACGUCUACAAUCUCAAGGGAAUUUUGAAGGCCAAAGCAGGUGCAGAAUUCAGAAUGCUACACACUAAUCUGCUCAAGGUGCAGAACCGUUUCGAGUGGAACACGCCACCAGUCAAAUACGAUGCGUUCAACAUGGUUCUCUACGAUCUAUGGUUGAGGCGGUUUGUCAUUAAAUAAUAAAUCAACCUUGUCAAUAAUUCUGUAGGAUAAUACAAGUGUGCCAUAAACAAUACUGCAAUAGUUGUUUGUCUAAUAUUCUCUUCCAUCACAAACAAAAAUAAAAAAAAGUUUCGUAAAAUUACAAUUCCCGAUUGAUCAUUCAUUACAUGCGUUUGGAGGGAGAUACAUCAAAUCCGCAAAUCCAAUUCCAACACAAAAUUACAUAGAAAA